Molecule: messenger RNA, 4706 nt
Organism: Manduca sexta (tobacco hornworm)
Lineage: Eukaryota; Metazoa; Arthropoda; Insecta; Lepidoptera; Sphingidae
Gene: Srrm234
Product: serine/arginine repetitive matrix protein 2
Exons: 13
Coding region: 163-3450 (1095 amino acids)
Molecular function (GO): mRNA binding
Source: RefSeq, a predicted model, not a curated record
GAAUAACAUCUAGAAUCAAUUUUGAACGCAAUUAUACAUAGACAAACAUAAACUACCGGUCGGCCAUAAAUAAAGUCAAAAUCAACCAAGAUGGUCGUGUCGUGUGUUUAGUGGAUAAAAAUUUAAUUACGCGGUUCUUGUAAAUGGUAAAUAACCGACAGAAUGUAUAAUGGUAUCGGAUUGACGACGCCCCGAGGCUCUGGCACCAAUGGCUAUGUACAGCGAAACUGGGCAACGGUGCGCAAAACCAAAGAUUCUGUAAACUACCGGACUGAAGAAGAAAUAGCCAAAUUAGAUUCUGCUUCUAAUAAACAACCUAACCGAGAAAUCUUGGACCAUGAGAGGAAGAGGAAGAUCGAAGUGAAAUGUGCGGAACUCGAAGAUAGUCUUGAAGAGCAGGGGUUGCCGAAGGAUGAGAUCGCGGCGCGUGUGGCCGCGUUCCGGGCGAAGCUGUCAGAGACCAGCGGCAAAGAGAAGGAUGUGCCCAGAGACGAGUUCGGACGUGUAGCUGUCCGCGAGACGCACGCAGUUGCGGAGGCGCAGCAGGAGAAGAACGCCCGGCUGCGCGACGCGUUCGGCAUCUCGCCGCAGUUCGUGGAGGGCACGAGCCUGGACGCGGAGCGGCGUGCGCGGGAGCAGGCGGCGCGGUACCCGCUCGUGCGCACGCCCAGCCAGGAGCGCGACCACUCGGCGCACCACGCCAAGAAGAAGAAGAAACGGAGCGUGUCACCAGAAGUAAAGAAAACAAAGAAGAAAAAGUCGAAGAAGAAUAAGAAAGAGAAACAGGUGUCACUACGACUGUCUAAGAGUGAGAGAGAAAUGAUAAAGGACUUAAUACGUAGGCAUGAAUCAAGCAAGAAAAAGAAGAAGCGGUCGAAAUCGACGGACAGCGAUAGUUCAAGCAGUUCGGAGGCUCAAGACAGCGACUCUUCAUCAGAGGACGAGCGGCAGAAAAAGAAAAAGAAGAAAAAGUCGAGCAGCAAACGACGCGCCAGCACCGAGCCCUCCAGUCGUGACAGUUCACCAGUAAAACCCGUAAAAGACAAAAAAAGGGACGUUUCAAAUGACCCUAGAGGCAAAGAUGUCGAACACAAAAAGACUGACCGAGGCCAUGAACGCAAGAAGAGUGAUAAGCGUGACGAGACUCAAAACAAAGACUCGCGACACAAACGGUCCAGUCGCAGGCGGAGCGAGCACAGCGCCUCCGAUGACGAGCCGGACUCCUCGCCGGAGUAUAACAAGCAGAGGUCCUACAUCACCAAGAUAGAGAACAAGAAAAGGAAACCGUCUCGAGAACCCUCUGAGAAACCUAAGAAUACCAAACGCCUGCAGCGAGAUCGGGAACACAGACGUUCUUCAGAAUCCGAUAAUGAAGAACCAGCAUCAAAAAGGAAAUCAGAAAAGAGAAGCAAGAAGAGCUAUAAAGAUGUCAGCCUGUCACCACCACCAGAGAAGAGGCGCCGCAGAAGUCCCACUCCAGAUUACCGAAAAAGGGAAGAAAGUUACCAUGGCCGCAGAGAGGCGCAACGAGAGAACAGCAGGAACCGAAGGGAGAGUCCGGUCCGAGACAAUAGACGAGCUCCGAGGAGGAGUGAAUCGCCGGAAUACAGGAAAAAGAAACAGGAAGAUUCGUACAGUAAAAAAGAUAAAGAAAACAAACGUAACAGAAGUUCAGAGAAGUAUGAUGAACCGGCACCGAAACGUAAAGAGCGCAGAGAGAGCUAUGACGAACCGAAGCGGAAGAAAAACAGAAGUCCGUCAAGAGAGAAGCGCGACACAUCGCCAGAACGCAAGGUACGCUCUCCUUCCUACAAACCACAUAAAAAUAAGACUUUGCGUAAAGAUAUUGACAGUAGCCAUAAAUCGAGAUCUGUAAGACGCUCUUCACCAUCAGAUUCGGAAGCAGAGAGACCAAAACAUAGGCUGGAAAAACUAUCCAACAAUAAAGCUAAAUACUAUAAAGAUCGAAGCCCAUCUCCUCGAAAAAGAGAACAACAAAGAAGUUUUUCACCGGAAUAUCGUAGAAAGGAAUCGCCUUCGCCAAAAAACAAACAUGAAAAACGUAGCACUGUCCGAAAGUCAGUAGAACGUAGAAAGGAAAGAAGCCGAUCAAGACGGAAGUCGCCUACACCGGAAGAAAAACCACGACGAAGGUCUUCACCGGAUAGAUCCAGGUCAACUACACCUCGUAAGGGAUCAAGAAAAGAAAAACAAAAAAGUCGAACACCAAAUAGGAAAAGUAAGAAAUCUUCAGAAAGACGCAUGUCUUCACCAAAGGCAGAUAGAUAUGAGAAGGAAAGUAUUCACGAGCGCGGAGAAUCUCACAAAGAAAUGUCAAGGUCUCUGUCACGCAGGAGCCGGUCCACGUCGAGUCUCAGCUACUCCCCGGCGCGGCGCAGUCCGGAACGGUAUCGCGAUAUUAUAGAGAAACUACCAGAAAAAGAUAAACGCAAGUACAUCAAAUCACCGUCUGAUCUUUUACCCAAUAAAACAAAAGGAAAGGUCGACAGCUACAAGCCUAAAGCAGUAUGUUUGAGGAGCUCAUCUAGCGAAAAUGAUGGGUCAGAAGACGACUUUAUGAGUUUGGACGAUAGGGCGCGCCAGAACGAGUUGGACAUUAGAGAACUAAACAAACUGAAAGAGAAACUGGCGCAGAUGGCCAAAGCAUCGAUGGAGCGCAAGAGGUUGGAGGAGACUAAUGGCCCCUCCACAUCGCAAGUAAGCCGCGUUGAGCCCAAACCCGCAGAGGAUAAACCUCAAGCGGUUCUCAGUCCAGCAAAACAAAAAGAAAAAGAGAAAUCUCCACCGGUCGCAGAGGUCGCGAAGGUUGCAGAAAAGGUGCCAACUCCCAAAAAAGAUAAAAGCCCACGCGUGGAAAGUUCUGAUAAGAAGCGGGACAGGAGCAGGUCGCGUCGCAGCUGGUCGCGGUCGUCGUCGCGCUCCCGUUCGCGUUCGCGCUCUCGCUCGAGGUCGCGCUCGCGGUCUUCGCGCUCCCGGUCCCGCUCCUACUCCUCCUCCAGACGUUCCCGCUCAAGUCGUUCGAGUUCAUACAGCAGCAGAUCGUCGUCAAGAUCGUCGCGCAGCUCGUCUCGGUCGACUCGUUCCUCUAGAACGAUGACGGGCGUUUACGGCGAGUACCGGCGGUCGAGUUCGCCGCGAGUGCGCUCGGUUCGCUCGGUGCGCUCGCGCUCGGCGCGCUCGGCGCGCUCGGCUCGCUCGGCGCGCUCAGCCCGCUCCGCUCGCUCGGGGCGCUCGGGCUCGCGCUCGCCCUCCAUCCCGCGCCGCGCCGGCUCGCCGAGCUUCCUCGACCGCCGCCGCAUCACGAGUGCAAGGAAACGUCCGAUCCCAUACCGGAGACCGACGCCAUCGACGCCGACCACUCUGAGCCCAUACAGCAGCGCGUCUUCACAACGAAGCUGGUCCAGAUCGCCGCGGCCAGAACGAGAAUAAUAAAUAUUUGAGGCGAAUUUAAUCUUCAGAUAAAAGUUAUCCGAUAAAUAAAUUCACGUGGCUCAAUAUGAAGGUCGAACACAACUUUAUUUAGUUCAUGCUUAUAUAUUCGGUUUUGUUAUGUUUUGUAUGGAUAACUCUAAUCUGAUGAAUGAAAUAAGACCUUUUUAACUAAUUAUAUUUAUGUACCAUAUUCACUGGUACAUGAUCUUAGGGAAUCGUUUUUCAACUCAGGAGGUAAACAAUACAACCCUAUUGUUCGUAGAUUUCGAAUGGGUUAGAUAGCAUUUUUGUAACGUGCGCUCGCGUACCUUAAUUGUAUGGUUUGUUAGGAAACAAGUGCAUAAAUGAUAUAAGAUUAUACGGAAUGCAUGUUUCAGACAUUUUCUAGGUCAUAAGAUAUUAUGCCACCGUAGGUGGUAGGCAAUUUUCGGGGUUCGAUAUAAGGCGCUGUACAUUGUCUCUAAUAUAUGGGGAGUUUAUCAAUAAUCAUUUAGAAGUUAACAAAUGAUUUGUUGAUGUUCAAACAUUCCAUUUAAGUUAUGGUACUUAACAGUAAAGCCAAAAACUAAUUUUAAGCGUCAGUCAAAUAUUGGAUAUUUAUCUAGUCAAAACUCUAGUCAUUUAAGUAUGUAAUUUUUUUAUAUUAUUUUACGAUCUCUAAAUAUUCUUUUUUGUUGAACACUUUUCAUUUGUUGGUAAUAUUAUAACAAUUUUAUUGUAUUUAUUUAAACCCUAGGAUAAGUUCCGAAUAAUACUCUAGUCUUGAAAUGUAAGUGAAUCAUUUAGAAUGUUGGGAGUGCAAUAUAUUUAUAGACAACUGAUAUUAUACAACUACUCAGUAACGUUUAUUAGUCAUUUACAACACUGGUAAAACAAUAACUUAAUAUUUAUUAAAUUAUAUUAUUACUUAUAUUAUUUAAAUAGGUACGUACGUGUAAUAUUUUAUAGGGUAGUUUAAAUUAAGGAUUUUAUUAUAUGGGCUUAGUUAAUGGUUUCCAAAAGUGAGAAAAAAUUCAAGUAAAGCAAUAAAAACAAAUGUGAAUUGUAAUAUUCAAUGAUACUCAUACAAACGGUAGAAAAUGUUUAUUGUAAACAUAACAAUAUUACAUGUAAAAUCGAGACUUGUAUAAAUGCACUGCGUACGAAGAAUUGACUAUGCCGAUUUGAUGUGUACAUUUAGAUCUUGAACAACGUACGUUUUCGGCAUUAAAUCUAACAAUUGCUGUUGUGAAAAUAAAGUAAAUAAUAUCAUA